AGGUACGUCCUAAGAGGAGCCUGCUCCCAAUGUAUUCUUGGGGCCUCUCAGAUAUUGCAAGAACUCCCAAGCUUCCGUGCAAUGAUUGGUUCCAACACGGCUGCCCCUCCCAGCUCCACUGCCCCUCCCGCUGUGCCUCCCUGAAGCUUCUGCAGCAGUUCUCAGAGGCCCAGUAGCUCCGCAGGAAGCCAGAAACCAGCACAGGAAGAGAAUUUCAGCCUGUGGUGCGGUCAAGAUGGAAGCCAACAUCUCGCACCUUCUGAAUGGAUCUGAAGUAAUGACUUAUGAAUCUGCUGGUCAUAGAGCUCUGUGGAUCCUCUCAUUGCUUAUUCUUGGGGUCACCUUUGUCUUGGGUGUCCUGGGCAAUGGGCUUGUGAUCUGGGUAACCGGGUUCCGGAUGACGCACACGGUCACCACCAUCUGCUACCUGAACCUGGCCGUAGCCGACUUUUCCUUCACGGCCACCCUACCGUUCCUUAUGGUCUCCAUAGCUAUGAGAGAAAAGUGGCCUUUUGGCUUGUUCCUGUGCAAGCUGAUUCACAUCGUGGUGGACAUCAACUUGUUUGGGAGCGUGUUCCUGAUAGCGUUCAUUGCUCUGGACCGCUGCAUCUGCAUCCUGCAUCCGAUCUGGGCCCAGAACCACCGCUCGGUCAGCCUCGUCAGGAGGGUGAUCGUACUACCUUGGAUUCUUGCCCUGGUUCUGACCCUGCCCAUUUUCAUCUUCCUGACGACGGCAGAGGAUAAUAAAGGGAACACGUACUGUACUUUCAGCUUUGAAUCCUGGGGUGACACCGUCGAGAAACGGGUGGCAGUGGCCAUGACCAUGUUGACGGUCAGAGGUAUCAUCCGGUUCGUUGUGGGCUUCAGUAUGCCCAUGUCCAUCGUGGCUAUCUGCUACGGACUCAUCGCUGCCAAGAUGCGCAGGAAAGGCAUGAUAACUUCCAGCCGGCCUUUACGUGUCCUCACUGCUGUUGUGGCUUCCUUCUUUGUCUGUUGGUUCCCCUUUCAGUUGGUUGCCCUUCUAAGCACAGUCUGGCUGAAAGAGAUGCUGUUUCUUGGCAAGCACAAAAUCCUCGAUGUCCUGGUGAACCCAACAAGCUCGCUGGCCUUCUUCAACAGCUGCCUCAACCCCAUGCUCUACGUCUUCGUGGGCCAGGACUUCCGGGAGAGACUCCUCCACUCCCUGCCUGCCAGUCUGGAGAGGGCCCUGAGUGAGGACCCCAACCCGACCAGUGACACAUCUGCCAACUUGGCUUCCCCCUGUCCGGAGACCGAGUUACGGAGGAUGUGAGGAAGGGGCUCAGGGACACCUUGGAACUGUGCCUCACUGGACCCUGGCCCGAGUUCCAGCCGCAUCUUGCCUUGCCUUGUCUGGGGCCGCUCGGCGGACUACGAGUGCCUCAGGGAUUGCUUCUGCACCCCCUGAUUUGUUGAUCCUACAGGCGAUGGUGCUGUAGACAGACCGUGGCUGUCACUUUUGGGUUUGAGAGCUCCGGCUGGAUCCUGGGCUAAGCGGACAUGGGAAAAGAGUGUAAGAACACUUGAACACGUAAUGGGAUUUCUAAGACUUAGAUGAAGACAGACUGAGGAAAAAGCUUUAUUGUUUUAUUAUCACCAUUAAG
Molecule: messenger RNA, 1622 nt
Organism: Ochotona princeps (American pika)
Lineage: Eukaryota; Metazoa; Chordata; Mammalia; Lagomorpha; Ochotonidae
Gene: FPR2
Product: formyl peptide receptor 2
Exons: 2
Coding region: 236-1291 (351 amino acids)
Biological process (GO): complement receptor mediated signaling pathway; positive regulation of cytosolic calcium ion concentration; inflammatory response
Cellular component (GO): plasma membrane
Molecular function (GO): N-formyl peptide receptor activity; complement receptor activity
Source: RefSeq, a predicted model, not a curated record